Carya illinoinensis is the source of this 1269-nucleotide messenger RNA. Its product is annotated as agamous-like MADS-box protein AP3. NCBI's taxonomy places the organism in Eukaryota, Viridiplantae, Streptophyta, Magnoliopsida, Fagales, Juglandaceae. Gene Ontology annotation, cellular component: nucleus. Gene Ontology annotation, molecular function: protein dimerization activity; RNA polymerase II cis-regulatory region sequence-specific DNA binding; DNA-binding transcription factor activity, RNA polymerase II-specific. The coding region runs from base 175 to 1050 and encodes 291 amino acids. The record is from RefSeq and is a predicted model, not a curated record. Gene Ontology annotation, biological process: positive regulation of transcription by RNA polymerase II. The transcript has 7 exons.
UCAAGAGAAGCGCUGGAGAGUUCCUGAAUGAAUGCUCGGCGCCGUUCCUGUCAGAAGUAGCAAACCCAAAACGAUCAAAUCAAUCAAUCAAAGAAACUAAAAUAAUCCGAACAAAACCAAUAGACUGGAGGGAGUGGUGGUGCCGUGACGGAGAGUCGUGGAGGCGGAAAGCUGAUGGUCCCCCGCAUUGGGAUGUGGGUCCCUGAUCAAUCUAGUAAGCCAUCGCUAAACCUUUCGUCCCUUUGGCUACACCUUUCCGUUUUUAGAAAUGGCCCUCACCUUCUCCGUUCGCUCCCUCCUUUUAGGCUCCUUCUUCUGCUCUUGCUUUCUUAUUGCUCCGUUUUACAUCAGGAAGAAAGGAAAAGAAAGAUCUGGGGAAGAGAGAUCAUGGCGAGGGGUAAGAUCCAGAUCAAGAGGAUAGAGAACGAGACCAACAGGCAGGUCACGUACUCCAAAAGGCGGAAAGGUCUAUUCAAGAAGGCCCACGAGCUCACCGUUCUCUGCGAUGCCAAGAUUUCGCUUAUAAUGAUCUCUAGCAAUAAGAAGCUCCGUGAUUAUGUUAGCCCUUCCACCACAACGAAGCAAAUAUUCGAUGAGUACCAGCACAUCAUGGGCGUCGAUCUUUGGAGUUCGCACUAUGAGAGAAUGCAAGAAGAACUGAAGAAGUUCAAGGACGUGAAUAGGAGUCUAACAAGGGAGAUAAGGCAUAGGAGGGGUGAAUCUCUGAUGGAUCUGAAUUUGGAGGAACUGUGUCGUCUCGAGCAGAACGUAGAAAGUGCUGUCAAGGUUAUUCGCGACCGCAAGUACCACGUGAUCGACAAAAAGACUAGCAUUCUCAAGAAAAAGAAAAAGAGGGCAGAAAGCAUACAUAAAGUUCUUCUACAUGAACUUGUUGCAAGAGAUGAAGAUCCAUACGGGUUAGUUGAUAAUGGAGGAGGAGAUUAUUGUGAUCCUGAUAUAAUUGGAUGCUCAAAUACAGAUUCUUGCAUGUUUGCUUUACGCCUGCAACCUAAUUUUCAUAUGGGAGAGGGGUCAGAUCUCACAACUUAAACCUUGCUUGAGUAGCACCUGAGGUCCCGCGAAUUGAAAUCCCAGAGUUCAGUUACCAGUUCAUUUUAAAUCGAAGUUAUUUGUAGUGCCAGUACUGUUUAAGGUUUGGGUUCAACUUUAAGUAGCUUCAGAAUUAUUGUUUCUCGCCUACUUGUUAUGAUAGAAUAUGCAGUGGACUUAUUUGCUAUCUGAUUGAUAGUGUAUGCUUCAAAUUCUUUA